Molecule: messenger RNA, 721 nt
Organism: Saprolegnia diclina VS20
Lineage: Eukaryota; Oomycota; Saprolegniomycetes; Saprolegniales; Saprolegniaceae
Exons: 1
Coding region: 18-641 (207 amino acids)
Source: RefSeq, a predicted model, not a curated record
GUUUCAUUUGACAUAAGAUGCCGGCGACGUUUGAAGAGCCCGAUGAGGACGCGGACGACCCGCAGAUGUUCGAGCACAAGCUCAUCGAGCCGAUCCUUCCGUGCCGCGACCCGGUCGGCGAGAAGGGCGUCUUGAGCCUGCACGCGCACCCGGCCGUCCGGGUGGCGAUGGCCGAGUGUUUGCAGCUCGGUGGUGAAAACGACGUGCGCAUUCUCCACGACGUGGACGUCGACGAGCCCGUGCUGGAGCUGGUCGGGCCCGAGACGCGGCUCGUGCUGCACACGAGCAACGUCAUGCGGUACCUCGUGCUCUUUGUGAAGAACCUGGACGCGUUCUUCACGUUCGAGCUCGAGCUCCUCGACACCAAGCGCGAGUACCGGACGCUCACGAUCACGAACGCGCGGAGCCUCGCGCGCGUAAACGCAAGCCACUGCCAAAUGCCCUUGGCGCUCGGGAAAGGCUGGCAGUACCUCUGCAUGGACUUGCAGAGCAUUGUGCUCGAGGCCUUUGGGACGCAGCACGUGUCGACGGUGCAGCUGCGGAUCCUCGCCACGUGCCGGCUCUUGCGCGUCUUCUUCCAGGACGUGCGCUACAGCGACGCAGAGCUCCCGCCCGACCUCUCGCUCCUCGAAGGCAACUGAGAUAGAGCAUGGUCUUGUUACGUACUUACAUGACUUAUUCGGGCUGCGAGAGAAAGUCGUCCAAGACGUUAUUGACUGUG